Cucumis melo (muskmelon) is the source of this 686-nucleotide messenger RNA. Its product is annotated as monothiol glutaredoxin-S10-like. The coding region runs from base 77 to 385 and encodes 102 amino acids. The transcript has a single exon. Lineage: Eukaryota; Viridiplantae; Streptophyta; Magnoliopsida; Cucurbitales; Cucurbitaceae. The record is from RefSeq and is a predicted model, not a curated record.
ACAAAGCCAACAGGCUUAUCCAAUUACAACGGCCGGUGACUUUCCGAGCAUCAAAGCACAAAAAUAUUGUCCACAAAUGGAACGCAUAGCGAAGGUUGCGUCACAGAAGGCAGUGGUGAUAUUCAGCAAGAGCUCCUGCUGCAUGAGCCAUGCAAUUAAGAGACUAUUUUACGACCAAGGCGUGAGCCCGGCCGUGUACGAGCUCGACGAGGACUCCAGAGGAAAAGAAAUCGAAUGGGCCCUUUUACGCCUCGGCUGCAACCCCGCCGUCCCUGCCGUCUUCAUCGGCGGCCGCUUCGUCGGCUCCGCCAAUGCUAUCAUCACCCUCCAUCUCAAUGGCUGCCUCAACAAAUUGCUCAAAGAAGCCGGAGCUCUUUGGCUUUAACAGCUGGAUCAUAUAUUCUCCGACGUAAUAUAUAUACUACAUUUUCCGAUGUAGUUAAUUAGUCGUAUGUAUGUUUUUGUUUUAAGAGUCAAGCUCGUAGAUUUUAGUAGAGUUGACUUUUUUUGCUAGAUGAGCCAAUGAUAAUACGCCAUGUGUUGUAAGAGAAUCAUGCAUGACGUAAGGUUACUACUACUCGACUUCCUUUUUUUCUUUUAAUUUCAUGGGGUUUUUCCAAAGGAAAAAUUCCCUAUAUGAUGCUGAGUUUAUGUAUUAGUAAUUAUCAUUACCACAUAAACUUUAA